Cylicocyclus nassatus is the source of this 4086-nucleotide messenger RNA. The record is from the annotation of a GenBank genome assembly. NCBI's taxonomy places the organism in Eukaryota, Metazoa, Nematoda, Chromadorea, Rhabditida, Strongylidae.
AUGUGCUGCCUGACGCUAAUUUACAUCUUCGCUAUCCUUCCCAUAUCGAAUGCACUAGACGAUUGCCAUCCUUACAUCAGCGAAAUUUCUUCGCUAAAAUUCCGGAAUACUGCUAACCUGCAGUAUAUCGAACUAGCAGUCGAGGAAAAUUGCCGAAAAGAUGACAGCGUCAUGAAGAAGCUCAAACUCAGUUCCUAUGGUCUACUUGCAAUCAAUACGAAGUCUCCUUUGAUGGAUGCUCGAGAGAAUUUUUUCGCAACAACAUUCGUCGACUACAACAAUCAAAAAUGGCCAAAAAGCAGCGAAUACCAAGCUUUCUUUGUCAUUGGUAGCCAAGAAAGAGGCGAUGUAGAUGUUCCAAUUGGAAAUUUUCCACGGGCUCAAAAGAGGAUUCACUUUAACUUUUUCAGUAUGCGGGCGAGUUCCGCAAAAUGUUCUCGUUUUGUGAAUUGGCCUUUUUGCGAUCAUUCCUCCGAGCAUCUGGAAGGUCAAUCGUCACUUAAGCAAUACUUUGCUUCUUCUUCUCAAACAGAAAGUCCACGAAUUCAUGGCGAAGACUACUUACUUCAAGGGCAAACAGCUUUUAUGCUUCUCAAGCUAAGCGGAGAAGACGCCUCCUACUUUGUUGACAAAUUUAGUUACGUGCAGACCGUGAGCGGCAACACAGUUUAUAGUGAGGAUAGAUUACAUGUAACCAGAGAAAAGCAGCGAUGGCUGUCGGAGCGUAUUGUUGAUAUGGUAGUAUUUACACCAUCAAACGACCUUUCACGAGUCAUUCCAAUGGAGCGAAUGGACCUGAUCUGGUCGCGCUUACGUCGUCCAAUGAUCUUCUACAUUCUUCCACCGGAUAUUCUCACGGAUAGCAAUUCCAUUUCUUUUUGUCCUCAUUCACAGUGGGCUGUCUCCAGCAGAACUCCCGGCUAUGAUAAUGUUUGUGAAGGAGAGGGGUUUACUACAAACUUGCUGCAGUGGGAGAAGCUGUCUAAUCCACAAUCUCCUAUCCAGGUUCUAGAAGAGCAAGAUGAUGUGCUUUCUUUGAGGGGACUCGGUGAUCCUAUAGAACCGCUGUAUGCCUCUGCUUCGUCUGGAAGCUUUGGAGACACAUCAGUCACACCAAGACCUUAUAUCGGUUUUGGUGUUGCUGACGAGCGAUUCUCCGUCCUUGACGGAAGGGUUAAGCAGCUACUGGAAAUGGUUCAGCUGAUCGCAUCUAAACAAAAUCACUUCUUUAACGCUCACAAGGCCCUCGCUCAGCAAGCGCAACAAACCAGCAAUCUUCUGCAUCAUAUGAUGGACGAGAUGAGAGAAAGAAGCGAGUUACACAAUGCCGAGAUAGAACAAGCGGAAAAAGAACUGAAAAUUCAAUUUGGACUUUAUCUGGAUACCGAAGAGAAGUCAGUACUCUCUGGCAACCUCAAAAAACUCAAAAUAAAUGACGUGGAGCUGACGCAAAGUCAAAUUAGAACGUUACUGAACAAACCCUAUCUUAGGUACUAUAGGCACCCAGAUUUUCCUGACGCAGAUUUUAUGCGGUGCUCAUUAUGUAACAGAGAGUCUACAGAGUUUGAUCCACUUAAAGCUUUCGCUGAGUGUGCGCGAUCCGAUGCGGGAAGAGUUGAGAAGAAAGUUAAUCUCCUCGGAAAGGACAGUGUGUUUUGCAUGAAAAAACUGUCAAGCGUUUCUUCACGAGAGCGACCUCACUUGCCGUUUACUCGCCUUCUUGAGCGCUUGUCUAUUCAUGAGAGCUCCAAAGAGCAUACGCAGCACAUGGACGAGUUUUUUAACAGACAAACGGAGCGGAAGAAAACCACAACAGAUGAUAUUGCAGCGACAGUAACAUCGAGUCUCGCCGCCUAUACCAUAGCUAAACAAGGGCUACCGUUUUCCACGCAAUUCCCACUGCUUAUAACGGCAAUGAGAUCUGGUUCUAUCGGCGUCAGCGCACAUCAUGAUCCCACUACGGUGCGUCGAAUGGUAACGACUUUUGCGACGCAUAUGAAGUACGACAUCCUAAAAUAUGUUAUGACCAAGAAAUUGCCGUUUACACUUCUUCUAGAUGGUUCCUCAUCUUCUCGUGGAGUAAAGUGGAUAGUAUUCUUACUUCGAACUGUGUCACCGCAGCAUCGUCCUAUCACACUGCAUUUCUUCCUUGCUGAGGUUGAAAGCGAAUCUGCAGAACAUAUCGUUGAAGCUCUCUUCAGACAUUUCGACAGCAUGGAAUCUUGGCGGGAUGCCCCAGGUUUACCACACUCAGUGCGGCGAUACGCACUGAAGAACAUGAUAGCUUUAUCAACUGAUGGAGCAGCAGUUAUGCAAGGGCAUGUUGGUGGCGUCUACGCAUUGCUGAAGGAUCGCCUGACGGAAGAAACCGCUGGAGAUUUUCGUCCGCGUAGUAGUCUCCUUCUUUCAGUGUGCAUGGCGCAUAAGCUCAAUCUAGUUUUUGCCUCCCAAAACGGUGAACUAUUCAAGCUAGUUCAGGCAGUCAUUAUGGAAAUGCAUCAUCUCCUUGGUUCUACAGUGCGAACGACUGGACGAGCUGCUUACCAUAUGAUUGCAAAGAAAAUGCGCUAUAAGCCACUAGAGAUGUUGGCUUUAUUCACGGUACGAUGGUCUGCGAGCUUGGCAAAUGCAGUAUCCAAUGUCAUUAGAAUGUAUCCGGUUCUUAUUGAAACUAUGAGGGAGUUACAACGAGAUAGAUACGGCGCAGCAACAAUGAGAAGAGCUAGAAUUGCACAUUGGGUGCUCACGGAUGGGAGAGUGUUCCUGGCUUUAAACCAUGCAAAUACUACACUUCAAGAGCUCUCAUUAUUUUCGCUGAGGCUACAAAACGAAGAAGCUCUUCUGAUAGAUAAUAUCCGAAAAUGGAAAGAGCUGGGGAGAAGAGUGGAGCAACAACAACUUAUUACUAUCCUACAAUCCCAAGCUUUUCAAGAUUAUAAUCCUUCUGUGGUUGCUGAAGAGGACAGCGACGAGCGAGAGGAGAUGCUGACAUUCAAACGAUUCAGAUACCUUGAAGGAACUCCUGACGAAGUGUACACUGCAGCUGGAGAUCCAGAGCAAAGCUUUUCUGCUGAGGACGCCCCCGAGAUUGACAAAAGCGCAUUGUUGCGCUUUAACCUGCGAAAGGCUUACCAUGAUUUUGUGUCAACUUCUUUUCAAGAUGCCGCGGAGAGGUUUUACAAUGAUGUCAAAGAUCAACUGCUUGCGCGAAUGGGCGAAACAAGAGCGCAUGAGCUCCACGCUAACGACUUAAUGGCGCUGGAAAAAUCUACAAUCAUGGACGUAGUGGAUUUCGAUGGAGACUUUGACACGGGAUUCGUUGACUACGUGCCAUCAGGAGCUAAUUACUUUAACAGAGGCUGCCCGAGCUACAUUGACCCGGUCUCAAAUGCGCUCGAUCCACAAGAGCGCCAUCGUUCUAUUUACGCCUCAAUUUCCGCUCUCGAAAGAUACUGCAACAUCCAAAAUCUAAGAUCCCCUAUGAUACGAUUCUUCAACACCAUACCAAAAACGGCUAAAACAUGCUUGCAAUGGAACAGCGGUUACAAAGAUAUGCAACAAAGCGCAUCUUUCUAUCAGAUGCUUCUCGCUAAUUACGAUUCGUUACAGAUACCGGGCGAAGUCGUACAGGCAAUUAAAUGUGUGUUAGUCGUUCCUGCAAGUAAUGCAGAUCCAGAACGUAGCUUUUCGGCUGCGAAUAGACUCACAAAAGAUGAAAGAAGCAAUUUGGCAACAAGCACCCUCGAUUCAUUGAUGACAAUACAAAGGGAUGGUCCCAGCAUUUUGACUGUCAAAAUUCAACAGCUAGCCGCGCAAUGGCUGCAUCCUCGUCCAGGCCUAAAUCUACAUCCAGGACGACCUUCUACGUUUGGAAGAGAAGGCAGUCUCAUGAAAGAGAUAAAAACAGCUCUUGCAAGUGGGGAUGUCAGCGGUUUGAUUGCUAAACAUACUGAACACUACAUGACUAUGCACGGGCUGAGAACUCGCCAUGACGUCAAGGAAAUCAGCACUCGACUUCAGAACGAAGAGGAGGCCAAACUAGCAAUUUUUUCUAUCGGCUCAGUUGCCGAAACAAGUCCAUCGUAA